Strongyloides ratti is the source of this 675-nucleotide messenger RNA. RefSeq lists its product as hypothetical. Bases 1 to 675 code for a protein of 224 amino acids. The transcript is spliced from 3 exons. NCBI's taxonomy places the organism in Eukaryota, Metazoa, Nematoda, Chromadorea, Rhabditida, Strongyloididae. The record is from RefSeq and is a predicted model, not a curated record.
AUGUCAACAAAAUCUUCCAGAAGUAAUGUUGGUAGAAGAAAAAAUAAGCAAGAAGUACCAAACAAAUUUUUGGAUAAAUUAUCAAGUGAUGAAUUUAUACUUAAUCCAACUUCAACCACAUUCGAAAACAUAAUUAAUACUGAUUAUGAGGAACUAAAGGAAAAAAUGAUUGAAAUUGAGCAUUAUUAUAAUAUAAAUACUUUGAAAAUUUUAGAAGAUACUUAUAAACUUCUUGAGGAACGAAGAGAAGUUUUAAAAAAAAUAGCUAAGGAAUCAAAUCCUGAUAUCAAGUUGCCAAGAACUUCCUCAAAAAUUAAAAAACUACUUGAAGUAAUUAACGAGAGAAAAGAAAAAUUGCUUAGAUAUGGAAUUUCGAUUGACAGUUGUAGCUCAAACAAUAAUGUUGCUCGUAGACCAAAACGCGAUAAAAUUACUGACAAUAAUCAAAAAAUUGAAAAUAUAAAGUUACCAUUAACAAAGGAAGAUCGCGUUUUGGUAGAUUCUAAGAAAAAAAAGGAUAAAACUAAUUGUCCAAAAUUACCUACUGAAAAAAAUGAUGGCCUCCAGAAAAUGGACGUAGAGGAAAAAAAAUUGGCCAAUGAAGAGAUUGAAGAAAAACAGGAAAUACCAAAACGUCCUAGAAGAGGCCGUAAACCAAAAGAAAAUAAAAUGUGA